AGGAAUAUGUGUGACAAGUUGUAUUGGCAAAUUCUUCUGUUUAAUUCUAAAUAAACGAUUGAAUGAUUUCACACAAGAAAAUAAUUUAGUUCACCAUUCGCAAAUUGGAUUUCAAUCAGGACAUAGAACAGCCGAUCACGUUUUCACCCUAAAAACGUUAAUUGAUAAGCAUGUCACCCAAAACAAAAACAAUAAAAUUUAUGCAUGCUUUGUUGACUUCAAAAAAGCAUUUGACUCUGUCUGGCAUGAAGGCCUAUACUCUAAACUAUUAAAAUACAAAAUUGGAAAAAAUUUUUAUCGUCUAAUUAAGAGCCUUUAUUCUAACUCUAAAUGUGCAGUCAAAUUAUCCAAAUCCAGAACAACAUUCUUCCCUUAUUCCAAAGGUGUUCGCCAAGGAUGCACAUUAAGUCCACUCUUAUUCAACCUUUACAUAAACGAGCUAACAACAUUAUUUAAUAAUACUGACUCAGACCCCUUCAUACUGCCAAAUGGCUCAAAAUUGAACUGUCUUCUCUAUGCUGAUGAUUUGAUCAUCCUGUCUAGAUCAAGAUUUGGACUACAAAAAUGCCUAAAUGAACUCCAAAAUUGGUGCAGUAAAUGGCUAAUGGAGGUUAACUUAAAGAAAACAAAAGUAAUGAUUUUUCAAAAAGGAAAUAAGAAAAAGACUAAACCAAGCUUCACAUUAGACAGCAAUACCAUAGAAAUUGUACAAGAAUAUUGCUACCUAGGAAUUAAGCUUAACUCAAAUGGUAAAUUCACAUUAGCUAUGAAACAACUUGGUGAAAAGGCACUUCAUGCCCUAUACAGUAUAAGAAGACAUCUCAAUCUACACAAUUUAAACCCAAAACUAGCUAUCAAAAUAUUUGAUACCAUAAUAUCACCAAUUCUUUUAUACAACUCAGAAGUGUGGGGUGCUUAUAUCAAAAAUGACUUUAACAAUUGGGAUAACUCUCAGAUUGAAAAAACACACUUGAGAUUUUGCAAACUAUACUUGGGUGUUGGGAAGAAAACAACAAAUAUUGCUUGCAGAGGUGAACUAGGAAAGUUUCCACUGAUAAUCAAUAUUUACAAGCGACUAUUCAAAUACAUUAUUCAUCUAAAUUCACUACCUGAAGAAGCACUUGCCAAACAAGCUUUUCUUAUCUCGAAAGACUUACACUCCAAACGAAUUACCUCGUUCUAUGGAAAUAUUAUGGAUAUUUUGAAAUCCUAUAACUGCAACACACAAAUAACAGAACUGGAAUCAAUCGCAAUUCAAACACUAAGCUUUAUCCAUGACAACAUAAAGCAAAAAUAUCUUAAUUUUUGGAAACACAAACUCGAAAACUCCUCCAAACUAAAGUUUUACAACACGUUCAAAACAGAAUACCAACUAGAGAAAUAUCUUUCAACAAUAAAAAAUCCAACCGAAAGGAAAGCACUCACAAAAUUUCGAGUGAGCAACCACAAAUUAAUGAUUGAGUUAGGUCGCUAUCAAAAAAUACCAAGGGAAGAACGACUGUGUGAAAUCUGCCAGUCAGGGGAAGUGGAAGAUGAAUACCAUUUUGCAAAUUCGUGUAAAGCCUACAGCAACCAAAGAGAGAAUUUUUACACCACUCUCAGAAACAAGCUAACCAUUAUCAUAGAUCAGGCACAAUUAGUAGAUAUAAUGAAAUCUACAGAGCACGAGACUAUUUUAUCUCUGUCGAAAUAUAUUUCUUCCUGUUUUACGGAAAGAAAUAGAUACCUUGAAAGUGGGAUUGCUGUCAGUUAAUUAUUAACAUACUAUUUCUCUAAUCUUAGAAAGUUGAAUGAAAAUUUUUCCUAUAUCUUGUAAAUAGAUCUUAUUGGUUAUCUGUUAUUUGUUAUUGGGAUUGACUAUAUAGUUAUUGUAAUGCAUGUACUUCUUACUAUUUGUAAACUUGGAAUUUCUACCUUUUUACUAUAUUUAGACUAUUUGCAUUUAGAUUAUUUAUAUUUAGAUUAUUAUGCUUUAGCAAUACCUGUAAUUUAAGGUCAUGCCAAUAAAGCUAUUAUAAAUUGUAAAAUUGCGCCCCUUUAGGAAUUUCGCCCCCCCAUAUAAAUUUUGAAUUUUUGAUCUAAAAACAAAACGAUUGCAAGUUGAAAAGAUUUAUUGUGUGAUUUAUUUAUUUAUUACAAGGAGACAAAAUUACAUACACAUUUUAGUCUUCUUAGCAGCUGGUGGUGUGCACAGUCUGCAUAACCACUCAUUUGAGGUACUUAGACUAGUGUCAUAUUCUACACAUCUAAAGUGGAAUGCCUUAAACAUUUGAGAAUGUAACUCUGCAAAACUAAAAGCUUUCUUGUCUUUUUUGAAACGUAUAUUAUUGGAUUAUUGCCUAUUGGCAAGUUCUACCCUUCGCUUCUGGGAUUUACAAACUAUAUUGACUAAUGCAAGUAAAAAAUAGUGACAAACCAUACAUUUUCCGAUAACGACAAAACGUGGAUGCAAAACAAUACCAAUAAUUACAAUAACCACCACGGUGAUUACUUUUUAACGAUGAGUUUAAGGAUUAACACUGAAAAUGCAAAUUGCAAAAUAUGCAUGGUGUGCUGUGAAGCGUCAUAAGUCCUAUUGAGUAUUGAUCUACUGUAACUGUGUAAAGCCCUUUCGAUACAUGUAAUUGUAAAUUUGUAUUCUUACAUGCAGGGCUUGAAAUAACGUUCCCAAAGUUUCCGAUCAUGGUGAUCGGCAGUCGUGACUUUCCCUGCUUUUUUGGAAACCGAAACCCUGCUUUUCCGCCGAUCAUAAGCAAUUCCUUGCCGAUCAUUGAUCGGUUGUUAUUUCAAGCUCUGUCUUAACAAUUUUGAAUUGAUACUGAUUUCAAAUGAUUAAAGCUAUGUAAUAAUUAUCCCAUGCAACUGUUAGGAAGGGCGAAAUUUUGAACGGAGGACGAAAAUCCUAAAGGAAAGGUGAAGUUUCUAAAGGGGGGCGAAUUUCCUAAAGGGGGGCGAAAUUCCUAGGAUUUUCGCCCCCCUGGGGGGGGGCGAAAAUGUAGGGGGGGCGAAAAUCCUGGGACACCGGUCCCUAAAACCUCCCAAAACAAAACACAACGCCUCUGCGGAGGAGAAAAUAGUCGCAAGGCUUGGAAAGGCUAGCAUUUUAUCGGAUUGUUUGCAUGAAAUCUAUCGCUAUUAUGAAAUACUCGGCGAAGAACAAUAUGAAUUAUACACAACUACACAAGAUGGCUGUGGAGGGGCUAUGGAAGGGCAUAAUCUCAUUAUCAAGUAAAUCAACUGAAAUUCUGACAGCAAUCAUGAGCAAUUCUGCUUCGCACUUCAGGGGCAGAAAUGGCUUUACUGGGGGGGGGGGCAAAUUCUUUCCCUGGGAGGGGUAAUUGCCCCCCCCCCCCAGAAAUAUAGUUAAAGAGGCACUGAAAGCCGUGCAGAACCCUUCUGAUGCUUUGGUUUUACAGGUAGAGUCUCCAAUCUUGGUCAGAGGAAAACAGGUUGCGUUUUAACGUACAAUUCUAAGUGUAAACUACUCUCCAUCACAAGGACAUCAUCUCCGCUAAUCACCUCGUAUAGUCUCCACCUGGCUUUGUCUAACACUGAAAUUGAUCUAGGCGUCGUUAUGAAUUCCAACCUAAAGGCCCUGUCACACUAUUGCGUAUGAGAGAAACGUAUGAGAAGCGUAGCAAAAUUAAUGAAAUAAUUUUCAUACGCACAAAAAUUCUUUGAAAUGCCAGCGUAUGAGUACCGUACAUUUGGCGUACCUCUAGCGUAUUCAGCGUGUGCCUAGAGUAUGCUUAUCGUAUAAAACAUACGUCCAAUACGCACAAUAUUUUUGAGCAUGCUUAAAAAAAUUUUCCGCCUCGCCGUAUGCCAGCGUAUGCCACCGUACGCGACCGUGCUUGAAACGGAUACAAUCUAUGCCUAACGUACCCCCAGCGUAUGUCAGCGUAUACCGGCGUAUGAGUGAUAUUUUUCAUACGCUGGCAUACGCUAGUACGAUACGCAAUAGUGUGCCAGGGCCUUAACGUGGAUCAAUCAAGUAAACAGAAUGCGAUCUAAAGCUAAUAAAAUGCUUGGAUUUACACUGGUCUACAAUGGAAUGGACAUCGGGGCAAGGAAGUACCUUUACUUACAACUGGUCCGCAACAUUCAACAACUUUGCGUAUGCGUCUCAAGUAAGGUCUCCACAAACAAUCAAAUUAAUCGAGAAUAUCGAGAAGGUACAGAGAAGGGCGACAAAAUACAUUUGUGUGAUAUAAAUCUUAAAUAUGUAUUAAACACAUGCAGUUGUGUUUUACUAUACCAUAUAAAUGUUUUCAACAUGGAACUGUUAUUGGUAAAUUAACACGUUCUUUAAGUGAAAAAGAUCAUUUCUAAUGUCGUACAAACUGUUCCACGGAUGUCUCAAUUGCCAAUAUAUCAAAAAAUAGUUUUGUCGAAAUUCCUGUAUAUUAUUUUGUAGCAUCUCAAUUUAAUUAAUAUAUAGAACACAUACAAGAUUAUGCUUACGGUAAGAUAAGGCCUGAAUUUCGCAAGAAUGUUUUAUAUUUUUUUAUAAUAUAACACAAAGAAAUACAAGAAAGAAAUUUUCCGUGUUGACAUUGAGUUAUGUCAACACGGCUCUUAGCCAAUCAGCGUUCAGAAUUUACAAACUAAUGAUAUAUGCAUAAUGUAUAUAUCAGUUGUUUUAAUAUGCAAUUUGCAUUAAGCAGCUGCUCAUUUUAGCGAACAAAUUGACUGCUUAUACACGAGCCGUUAACUAGUGUAUAUUAUCAGUUGUUUUAAUAAAGCACUGUCGUUGCUCACCAGCUAUUCAACUGAACGCCUAGUCAUUUUGGAAUUGAUUUGGACAAACUUUAACAUGCUUCUAUUUAAAACAAUACUAGCUUUUGUUCAAGUUUUCGCUUUCAUCGGAUAUGGUGUUACUAUGAAACAUGCUACAUUUAAAAGAAAAACUGGAAAGUAUUUACCAGAGAGUGUGAUCACAACGAAAUAUGCAGAAAGUGAAAGAGUGUGUUCUAUGCAUUGUACAAGGCUCGACGCGUGCUUGUCAGUGAAUUACAAAGCUAGCGGAGUGGAUCAAGGUCUAUGCCAAUUCAACAACAGUACAACUUCAGAAAAUCUUGGACUGGUUUCCAAUGAUAAAUUUAUGCAUCUCUCUAUUUUAAAUAGGGUAAGAUAUUUCUUUAUGAUAUCACAAAUGGGGGCCAGCUAUAGUAUGUAAUAUUCUCGAAUAGCGUUAAUGUGGUUCAUGCAUAUGCCUGUCCUAUAUAGGCCUAGAGCGGCUGGGCAAACCAGAAAAAUUGUUUCCUAACCAUGUUUCUCGAUACGAUUGCUUACUUCCCAUGGUUUGUAGUUUCAAAGACCGCACAAAUUCAAAGACUUAACUUCAAAAUCUAGACUUUUUUGUCUAUUAUCAGAGACAUUUCAUGCACCAAUUCGGCCGUAAGCGAAUAUUUUGGACCACAACAAGACAAUCAACUACGAUGCACACUGUUUGGGGGAAAAGUGCUCCGAUUAUGUUUAACUACUAUGGCCAAAGUGCACAAAGACCUCUGAGAGCAAAUAUGUGCUGAAACAUUGCAACUGUACGCUCCUUCUUGACCCGAUAAUCACUCCUAGAAUGCGUCUUCUCUUCGAUAUUUGUAAAAAUCUUGCGGAAAUCCACGAUCUAUUUUACCAGCUAGAGAAUCGUAAAAAUCAAAUACUUCAUUCAUUUAAGUCUUUUACUGAGACAAUCAAGUCAUUUAAGUCUUUUACUGAGACUUUCUGCACUUUUUCAUACAAUUAAAGAAAGUCUGCAAUAAAAUUUAAGUCGAAGACUGCUACCAAAUCCUGUUCCUAAUGCAAUAAAAUCGAAGACUGCUACCAAAUCCUGUUCCUGUUUGCAGAACAAUUUUGGUAUUUUUACUUUAAAUUAACACCAUGCAGUCAAUGUUCACUGUUUUCUCUUUAGAGUAAAGCUAAGACGAAAGAAAUUGCCAGCAAACGCAGCUGCAAAGAAUUACUUGAGGAUGACAGGUAAUCCAAUAUAUUGAAAUUAUAACCCUAUAUUGAAAAAGAUCAAUGGAAAUAAACUAAUUUUGUGCUAUACUGGAAAUUUCCUUAAUGCUUUCCUUAGAUGUCCAUGUUCAUUUUUUGUUGGUUUACUGUUACUAUAAAAGGCAUAUAACCUAAACUAAAUUCAUAUACUGUUAGCUCAUCAGUUCCGCAUCUUUCUCCAAAAUGACAUGCAACGGUAUAAACUAUAAAAGCCGUCCUUUAUCGGUGCAGUCUUCCUGCAGGAGGACACCUGCACACGUUUGUUUCCUUUACGUUUUGCUUAAUUUAUUAAUAUAAGACUUGAUUAAAUUUAGGUUAAAUUUGGAUAAAAAUUGGAUGAGAAAUUAGCGAAAUUUUGCCUUUUUUGCCGGACAGAGUAAAACUGUAUGAUAAAUGUUGCAGUCUCCGUGCGCCUUCCAAUUAAUUACCUCCGUCAGGAGGUUAUGUAAUCAUCUGGGUUUGUGUGUGUGUGUGUGUGUGUGUGUUUGUAUGCUGAUGUAUGUGUGUGUGUUUGUCUGUAAGCACGAGAACUCAAGAAAAACCAAACAUAUUCAUACGAAAUUUUUUUAAUGCAUUUCCCAUCGGCUAAGGAAGAACUGAUUAAAAUUUGGUUGAAUUUGGUUAAAAAUUGAACGAGAAAUGAACAAAAUUUUGUCUUGCUUUUCCCGGUCAAUUAAAAAAAACCUCACUGAAUGCGUAAUUAGGACGUGUAUAAUGAUGCACGCAGUACUAAGACAAUAUUGAGAUAAAAAACCUCAUUAGGCUUCAGCCUCAUUAUCUAUUGUCUUAGUUGCAUUUCACACGGCCGAAAUUCAAUGGGGGCGGAGGUAUGCAGUCUCUGAGUGCCCUCUAGUUGAUAAUGGGUUUAGGAAUAUUAUUGUUUUAAAAGUUUGCGUUGUAGAUUUCUGAAAAGCCCUAACGGACUGAACAUUAUUUUACAGCUCUCUACAAAACGGCAUCUACUCUCCACAAUCGAAUGCUUCCACAGAAAAAUAUCCAGUCUAUUGUCAUAUGGCUGAGAUUUCCGGAUGUGGGACAGGAGGAUGGACACUUGUGAUGAAAACAAACGGUGAUUUGGUAAGACAAAAAGGAAUAGUUUGACGUUGUAGAAAAUACAUGACCGGCCUAGCUCCCACGUCUUCAAAGGAUCAGUUGUGCUUUUACUCGCAUAUAUAAAUGUUUUUAAUUAACAUGGUAAUGAAAAUUGCUUGAUCAAGGUGCUGACCAAGAUCUACUCGGACAUCUUUAUUUAGAUAAUUAAAAUGAAAAACUAUACUUGAUAGUCGAACCUCAUGUUUCCCCAUUCCGUCUUUGCUCUUGGUAAACUUAACUUGUUCUCUGUUUCUUAAACAGAGUACAUUUACAUAUCAUUCACCAUUGUGGACGAACAAGGAAAGUUAUGCAGUUGAAGAUGGACUUGAAGGGCUAACAGAGAAAGAAAGUAAACUGGCAUCUUAUUGGAACACUCCUUUUAAGAAAAUAUGUCUUGGUAUGACCGUUAAUGGUGACAGAAAAUGGAUGAUGUUACAUUACGAAGCAAGUUCGCUGUAUAGUGUGAUCGCAGACGGACAAUACCGAAACACAACCGCAGGACGACCUGCAUGGAAGUCUCUGAUCGCGGGCUCGUCUUUACAGCCAAACUGCAAUGAAGAAGGUUUCAGCAUUGCAUAUAAUGCAUUCAAAGUACGUAUUGGAUAUUACGCGAAUAACGACGACCGUUGCACACAGGCAGAUUCAUGUAUUGGAUUUGGUAUUACCUACGCUGCUUGUUAUAUAACAUCUAACAUUACAUGUGGUAAUAUUGCGCAGUGUAGUGAUAAUGACAAUGGAAAAAAACUGGCUGCAGCAUUUGGAUAUAUUUUAGUUCAGUAA
Molecule: messenger RNA, 7869 nt
Organism: Paramuricea clavata
Lineage: Eukaryota; Metazoa; Cnidaria; Anthozoa; Malacalcyonacea; Plexauridae
Source: the annotation of a GenBank genome assembly